Molecule: messenger RNA, 1031 nt
Organism: Chelonia mydas (Green sea turtle)
Lineage: Eukaryota; Metazoa; Chordata; Testudines; Cheloniidae
Gene: CDO1
Product: cysteine dioxygenase type 1
Exons: 5
Coding region: 145-759 (204 amino acids)
Biological process (GO): L-cysteine catabolic process
Molecular function (GO): cysteine dioxygenase activity; ferrous iron binding
Source: RefSeq, a predicted model, not a curated record
UUCCCACUGUAACUUCAGGAGCAUAAAUACAGGCAGCACCAAGCUGCGAGAAAAUUUGUUGUUUGCUAGGAAGGGGAAGGUGAAUCUGCUUGUCCAAGCACAAGCAAUUUUGCUGCUUGCAGCCGGUUGUGUGGAAGGUGUAUCAUGGAGCAGCCGGUGCAAACAGAAGUGUGGAAAGCGCAGACUUUACAGGAACUGAUCCAGAUCCUGCAUCACUUAUUUUCUAGUGAUAAAGUCAGUAUAGAAGAAGUGCACGCCUUAAUGGAAUCGUAUGAGAGCAACCCUGUGGAGUGGAUGAAAUAUGCCCAAUUUGACCAAUACAGGUACACAAGAAAUCUUGUGGAUAAAGGAAAUGGAAAGUUCAACUUGAUGAUCUUAUGCUGGGGUGAAGGACAUGGCAGCAGUAUUCAUGAUCACACUGACUCACACUGCUUUAUGAAGAUCCUUCAGGGGAAUCUAAAAGAGACUCUGUUUGAGUGGCCUGGGAAAAAAGGGACUGGAGCAAUGACGAAGAAAUCAGAACGAGUUUUGGGGGAAAAUCAAUGUGCCUAUAUCAACGACUCCAUUGGCCUGCACCGUGUGGAGAACACAAGCCACACAGAGUCUGCUAUUAGUCUGCACUUGUACAGCCCAUCCUUUGACAGCUGUAACACCUUUGAUCAAAGAACCGGACACAAGCAUAAAGUCAAAAUGACAUUCUAUAGCCAGUUUGGAGAAAGGACUCCAGGUGCAACAGCAGUGUCACAAGAGAACAACUGAGAAGCACCAGAAUUAAUGUGUUAAGGCCUGCUGAAUGUUUGACCAGGGACAGAAGAAUUGUCUAGCUGAUGCUAGCUAUAGUUGAAUAACCCGUACAUAGAAAUACAGUAGGGAAGCUUCCUGGCAAUAUGUAGUUAUGUUGAAUGAAUACUGAUUAUGGGACCCUAAGGUGACUAGUGCUAUAAGCUGCUGCAGGGGUUAGAUGCCUUUACAUAGGCUGUUGUAAAGUCAGAAUCAAGUACUUUGUUUUUCUGAUCCUAGCCUCUUUUAAA